Molecule: messenger RNA, 2482 nt
Organism: Asparagus officinalis (garden asparagus)
Lineage: Eukaryota; Viridiplantae; Streptophyta; Magnoliopsida; Asparagales; Asparagaceae
Product: mannose-P-dolichol utilization defect 1 protein homolog 2-like
Exons: 8
Coding region: 103-723 (206 amino acids)
Source: RefSeq, a predicted model, not a curated record
AGUAAAAGACUUAAAAAGCGCUUUGACCAAAGUUUCCCCUCUUAGCAAAUCUCACGGCUCGCAGCUCGCAAGGGGAAAAAAAAAAAAAAAUCCCCAAGAACGAUGGAGCUUGUGAUCUUGGGCAUGAACUUUGGGUGCAUCCUUGGACCUCUGAGCGCGGGAAAAUUCCCAGAGAAGGACUGCUUGCUCCCGCUCAUAUCCAAGAUCCUUGGAUACCUCAUCGUCGCCGGAUCGACCACCGCCAAGCUCCCCCAGAUAUAUAAAAUUUUGAAGCACAAUAGUGCCAGGGGCCUUAGUGUUGCAGCCUUUGAGCUCGAAGUUGUCGGCCUUACAAUUUCGUUGGCAUAUUGUCUGCACAAAGGGAUUCCAUUUUCAGCCUAUGGGGAACUGUAUUUUCUCUUAAUCCAAGCUAUUGUUUUAGUUGCAAUAAUUUACUAUUAUUCUCAGCCGGUUGGAGCUAAAGUUUGGAUGAAGGCAUUGUUAUAUUGUGCAGUAGCACUGACAAUUUUAGCUGGUCAAAUUGACCCUAUCCUAUUUGAAGCGCUAUUUGCAUCUAAACAUGCUGUAUUUUUCUCUGCCAGAGUCCCACAGAUAUGGAAAAAUUAUACUAACAAAAGCACUGGAGAGCUCAGCUUCUUAACAUGCUUUAUGAACCUUGGGAGAUCUGUUGCUAGGUUGUUUACAAGUAUGCAGGAAAAUACACCAAUGAAUAUUGUUAAGUAAGGGUUCUCAUUGAUCAUAUUUGGUAGCUUAUGCCUUGUUUAUCUGGUACCUGACACAUGAAGGCUGAGCAACGUGUUCUGACAAUGAGCGCCGGAAGUGGGACUGAAGUUGUCACAGUUUAUCCUUGAAUUAGGAGACAGAACAAAGAUAUGGAGCAACUACAGACUUUCAAAUGCUUGAACUUUUUGGGAGUAAAUUAGUCAAUCAAUUCAACCUAAGAAAGAGUUGGAAUUUAUCCUUUUAUGAAGAUCUGAACGUGAUAAUAAUUCAAUUUCUAUUGAUUCAUCUGCUCAUUUGUUCCUCUAGGAUGUGGUUUGGGGAUGCUAACUUUUAUGAAGGGGUUUUUGCCUUUAAACCAAAAGCUUUACGCUCAUUUAUUUUAAAACUCGCUUCUAUCUACACUUAUACACCAAAAACUUUCCCUUUUUAUCUUUUAGCCCAAAACAUCAAAUAUAUUUGUAUAUAAUAUUUACAAAAUAAAAAUCAAGACCCCCCAAAUUGCCUUUAUCUUCUCCCUCCCUCUUUACCCAUAACCCCUUCUCCUCCCUCUUCUCACUCUCCCCACUCCCACAGCCUCUUCGUUUUCCACCCUCUCCACCCUCUCCACUGCCUCCUCCCUCUUAUCCACCACCUCAUCCCUGUGUCUCCCCUAACACUUCGCCGCCUCCAUCUUCUCAUUAUCGGUUUACAUCAUCAUCUUCUUCCUCUCUUCUCUUAAUAAAAUUCUUUUCUCAUUCUCAAAGAAUAAAAAGAAACACUCGUUAAGUCUUCCAUCACCCUCUAUCAUAUAGCAAUUUAUUGUACAUGGUGUAGCUACUAAAGCUGGAAGUAUAAUAAGUUUAGUUGUUAGUAUAGCAACUUUAGUUGUAAGUAUAGCAACUUAAGCCGUAUGUAUAGUAUCUUAAGCCGUAAGUAUAGCAACUAUGCAUACAAUUAAGAUGUAUGUAUGGCAACUUAAGCUGUUAGUAUAACGACUUAUAUUAUAUGUUGUUGAAGUUGCUAUACAUACAACUGUACAAUAAAUUGCUAUACUAAAUGCUUAAGUUAUUAUACUUAUAGCUGAAACUGCUAUACUUAUAGCCUAGGUUGUUUUACUUACAGUUAAUCCGCUAUACUUAUAACUUAAGCUGCUAUACUUACAACUUACAGCUGUAUUAGGAGGAGAGAGAGGAGGGAGAUGAUGAUGAGAAAAUCGAGGAGGUAGGGUUUGUGGAGGAGUGGGAUGAGGUGGUGGAGGAGAGGGAGGAGGGAAGGAGGGUCGUGGAGAGAGUGGAAGGAGGCCCAAUCGAAGAGCUGGAGAGAACGAAAAGAGUGAGAAGAACGAGAAUGGAUUAUGGGUAAAGAUAGAGGAGGAAGAAAACUGGAGUAUUGAGGUUUUCUUAUUUUUCUUUUUAAAUAUUGUAUACAAAUAAUAUGCAUUUGUUGUUUUGGGUUUAAGGAUAAAAAGAGUUUCUUUUGGGUAUACACGUGUUGAUAGAAGUGAGUGAGUUUAAAAAUCAAUUUAGGCAAAAACCCCUUUGUUAAAACUUGUUGUUUAGUGCGCCAAUAGUUGGCUCAUUUGCACAUACAUAUAUAUUAUGUAAAAGCAGGUGCUGUGCAAAUACACAGUUUCGGUAAUUUAGUGGAGAUGUUUUAUCCAAUUGUUGGCUCAUUUGCAUAUACAUAUAUUAUGUAAAAGCGGAUGCUGUGCAAAUACACUGUUUCUGUAAUACAGUGGAGAUGUUUUAUUAUAUUGAGUUUGCACCAUGUUUUCCUUAAC